AUGACUUGUUCUAGAAAGCAACCACAAAAUAAUAAACAUUCAGAAAAUACUCAAUGUCAUUCUCGCAUAGCAACACCUGUUUUACCAGAAAAGAAUGACAACUCUCCUCAAUUAUCUAGUAUUCAGAUACCAAACUAUAUUGAAAUCGUAGAUAAUCAAGAUGAUGAACCCAUAUUAAAUACUUGUAUUACAAUCAGCUUUGGUAACAAGCUUAUUGAAGAGGAUAUGAAACGCUUUGAAGCGGAGAACGAUGCAUUAAUUUUUGUAAAUAAAGAACUAGGAGGAAUUAAUGAUGAUUGA
Molecule: messenger RNA, 300 nt
Organism: Funneliformis geosporum
Lineage: Eukaryota; Fungi; Glomeromycota; Glomeromycetes; Glomerales; Glomeraceae
Source: the annotation of a GenBank genome assembly